AGGUCUGUGCAUCAGGAACGGGAUCGGAAUGUAUACAUCGAUUCACUGACUGAGCUGAGCAUCGCAGGGGGAGACAACAUGAACCCAGAGUCCGAUUCGAGAAUCUCGCAGAGAAGAGUGAUCGAACCUCCGGACGGCCUGACCCUCUUCUUGAUGGAGCAUAGCGAAGAUGAUUGGGACGGCCUCGAAACGUCGCCGAGUUUUCAUGACGGAGAGGAGGAUGAUCCCAACUCCACGGGACAAUUUGAUGAUUCGACGAGUCGGGGCGCAUCUCUUCGAAGACCGGUCCAGCCUCCGUUCGAGCUGCGGUCCACUCUGAGAGAUGAGGCCGAGGGAGAAGGGUUGAAACGUGCGAAUAACUUCGGUUGGAAUUUCUUGACCGCCUUCAUGUGGUCAUUGUCUCGAGUGAAGAUUUCUUGAGGCGACAUCCUUCAGACGAUCCCGUGUCUCUCCCGUGAGCCGCCCCAACGCAGCGGGAUCUUGGGAAAGAAACAUCGUUCGAGCGCUUUGCAUCUUUUGCCGCAUUCAGAUGGCUCUCUUCCGGCUACGUGUCCCCCUUUAGGAGCUUACGGACUCUGGUUCACGCCGCCGCUCGAUGAUGUUGGAAAAUUCCCCAAUUUGAUAUAAAGUAUUCUAA
Galendromus occidentalis (western predatory mite) is the source of this 637-nucleotide messenger RNA. RefSeq lists its product as uncharacterized. The record is from RefSeq and is a predicted model, not a curated record. The transcript has 5 exons. NCBI's taxonomy places the organism in Eukaryota, Metazoa, Arthropoda, Arachnida, Mesostigmata, Phytoseiidae. Bases 79 to 420 code for a protein of 113 amino acids.